UUCCGUGUUUUUACAUUUUGUUUGCUUUUCCUUGUUAAAUAUAUCUUACAGGAAUUUGUUUAUUUUCUAAAUAAGUUAAAACAGGAAAAAGUAGAAACGUUGAAACGUCAGCGUCGAAAUUUGUUGUUGUAUGCACCGAAACGGGCAAAUACAAAGUGGUGUAAUAAAAAAAUUGAGACAACGAUUUUAUACAAGUGUCACAAUUUUGCACAAAUCGAAGAUGAAUAUAAUAUUCGUUGGAUCUUUCAUUUUUAAUAUUCUAUUCAAAAUAUUAAAUUUUAUUAUGAAAAAGUUUAAUCGUGAAAAACCACAACGAAUUCCACCAAACAAUAAUGACUUGUUUGAAUUGUCAGCAAGUGUAUUGGCUAAAAAAAUCAGAUUGAGAGAAAUUACAAGCCAAGAAGUAGUUAAAGCAUACAUCGAACGCAUAAAACAAGUGAAUCCUAUUAUAAAUGCGGUUGUCGAGGAUAGAUUCGAAGAAGCCUUGGAAGAAGCAAAAAUUUGCGAUAAAAAAAUCAAAGAUGGGGAAAUUACCAGCUCCGAAAUGGAAAAACAAAAACCGCUUUAUGGUGUACCUUUUACGGUUAAAGAAUCGUGUAUGCUCAAAGGAUUGAGUUACACAGGAGGUUCUUAUGCUCGGAAAGGAAUAAAAGCAUUGGAUAACGGAGAAGCAGUAGAAUUAAUGAGAAAUGCUGGCGGUAUACCUUUAUGCGUUACCAAUAUUCCAGAAUUAUGUUCGGGAUUUGAUUCGUACAAUCUUUUGUUUGGAAAAACUUACAAUCCAUAUAAUACUAGAUGUACAGCUGGUGGUUCGUCUGGAGGAGAAGGAGCACUAAUAGGUUCAGGAUGUUCUUUGAUAGGAAUCGGAUCAGAUUUAGCAGGAUCGAUAAGAAUACCAGCCCUAUUUAAUGGCAUCUUCGGGCAUAAACCUUCGGCAGGAAUUGUCCCGUACAAAGAUCAUUUACCAUUCAUGGAUGAUGAAACAUUUAAACAAUAUCUUGUAAUUGGACCUCUUGCAAGAUAUGCUGAAGAUUUACAUUUAGCUAUGAAAGUAUUGUCUGUUAAAUACAAUCGAGAUUUACAUUUGGAUGAUCCAGUUGAUUUAAAGAAAUUGAAUGUAUAUUAUUUGGAAGAUAUUGGACAUAAAAUUGGUUUAAUUGAAACUCAAGAAGAAAUACAAACUUGUAUUAGAGAAGCAGUUAAACAUUUCAAAUAUUGCGGUUCAAAAGUUGAGGAAUAUCCAGGAUCUUUAACUAACAUUUUCGAUGCGGUUACGAGACAAUUGUUAUUGAUAAAGAUACCACUCCUAUUGGAUCCAAAUGAUUUCAAGAAUGAACAAUCGGUGAUAUAUGAAUUACUAAAAACAGUGUUAGGUUGUUCGCAACAUACGUUUGGAGUGGUCUUUGCUAAAAUUAUUAUGAAUAUUAGUACUUAUAAAGAAUCUAUAAAACAGGAGUUAAAAAUCCAGUUUCAAUACUUAACGAAUUUGUUAGGUGACAAUGGUGUAAUCAUUUUACCCACAUUUCCAUUAACAGCACCUACAGGCAAAUUAAUACAGUUACUUAUGGUAAAUGGAAUCAGUUGUACUCUAUCGAAUUGUUUUGGUUUUCCAGCAACUAAUGUCCCCAUGGGUUUUGAUAAAAAUGGUUUACCAAUUGGUUUUCAGGUAAUCGCUGCUCCUUAUCAAGAUCGUUUAUGUUUAGCACUAGCCAAAGAAUUGGAAAAAUCAUUUGGUGGUUGGGUCCCACCUUAUCGGUCUUAAAAUAUUUAUAUGAUAUUUAUGUAUAUUUAUAUAUAUAUAUAUAAUCAAACCU
Molecule: messenger RNA, 1814 nt
Organism: Polistes canadensis
Lineage: Eukaryota; Metazoa; Arthropoda; Insecta; Hymenoptera; Vespidae
Product: fatty-acid amide hydrolase 2-B-like
Exons: 10
Coding region: 131-1762 (543 amino acids)
Source: RefSeq, a predicted model, not a curated record